Messenger RNA from Micropterus dolomieu (smallmouth bass), 3271 nucleotides. RefSeq names its product calcium-binding mitochondrial carrier protein Aralar2. Lineage: Eukaryota; Metazoa; Chordata; Actinopteri; Centrarchiformes; Centrarchidae. Gene Ontology annotation, biological process: aspartate transmembrane transport; malate-aspartate shuttle; L-glutamate transmembrane transport. Bases 139 to 2463 code for a protein of 774 amino acids. The record is from RefSeq and is a predicted model, not a curated record. Gene Ontology annotation, molecular function: calcium ion binding; L-glutamate transmembrane transporter activity; L-aspartate transmembrane transporter activity. The transcript is spliced from 20 exons.
CGCGCCCCCGCACCACGUGCACAGCUGAUCUGUAUUCAUCCUCCUUUCACUGCACCGGCGCGUGUGAUCUCCAUGGGAACGUCGUCACGCAGGAGGAAGUGAACGAGACGUUGUUUUGACAGUGAGCUUGCUUCUAGCAUGGCAGCAAAGGCACUUCUGCCUAGGAGGGCCGACCUCACUGAAUUGAAAGCCAUUUUUGAAAAGUAUGCCAGCAUAAAGAAGAAUGACGAGCACUUCAUGUCACCGCAGGACUUUGUGAGCCGUUUCCUUCAUGCCCACACAGACAUCCGUUUGUCAGACGAGGCCACAAAGCUGCUGGCUGGAGUGGUGGAUCAAAAGAAAGAUGGGUUGAUCUCCUUUCAGGAGUUUGUAGCAUUCGAGUCAGUGCUGUGUGCUCCAGACUCCCUCUUCAUGGUUGCCUUCCUGCUGUUUGAUAAAGCAGGGAAUGGAGUGACCACUUUUGAGGAUGUGAAACAAGUCUUCAGCCAGACCACCAUCCACCAGCACAUCCCCUUCAGCUGGGACUGUGAAUUCAUACAGCUGCACUUCGGCAUACAGAGGGACAGGCAGCUCAGCUAUGGAGAGUUCACCCAGUUUCUCCUGGAGAUGCAGCUGGAACAUGCUCGGCAGGCUUUUAUCCAGCGGGACCAAGCCCACAGCGGCUCCAUCUCAGCCCUGGACUUCAGGGACAUCAUGGUCACUAUCCGCCCACACAUGCUCACACCCUUUGUGGAGGAAUGCCUCGUGGCGGUUGCGGGUGGCAGCACAUCUCAUCAGGUCAGCUUCUCAUUCUUCAAUGGCUUCAACUCACUUCUCAACAACAUGGAGCUGAUCAGGAAGAUCUACAGCACCCUGGCCGGCCACCGGCGAGAUGUGGAAGUAACCAAAGAGGAGUUCAUUGUGGCUGCUCAGAGGUUUGGCCAGGUGACGCCCAUGGAGGUCGACAUCCUCUUUAAGCUGGCUGACCUGUCAGAGGCUCGUGGACGUGUUGGUUUAGUGGACAUUGAGAACAUCGCUUCGCUGGAGGAAGGCGCCCUGCCCUACAACUUGGCUGAGAUCCAGAGACAGCAGUCGGGCAUUGACGGCUCCCGCCCCGUCCUCGUCCAGGUGGCAGAGUCGGCCUAUAGGUUCACCCUUGGCUCAGUGGCAGGGGCCGUUGGUGCCACAGCAGUGUACCCCAUUGAUCUGGUGAAGACACGCAUGCAAAACCAGAGGAGCAGUGGCUCCCUGGUGGAAGAGCUCAUGUACAAGAAUAGCUUUGACUGCUUCAAGAAGGUGGUGCGCUAUGAAGGCUUCUUCGGUCUUUACCGAGGUCUUGUACCACAGCUACUGGGUGUGGCCCCCGAGAAAGCCAUAAAGCUCACAGUGAAUGACUUUGUGCGGGGAAAGACCAGACAGAAAGAUGGCACAGUCCCGCUGGCAGCGGAGGUCCUGGCUGGUGGAUGUGCUGGUGGCUCCCAGGUGAUUUUCACCAACCCUCUGGAGAUCGUAAAGAUCCGUCUGCAGGUGGCAGGAGAGAUCACCACGGGGCCAAGGGUCAGCGCUUUGUCCGUCAUCAGGGACUUAGGAUUCUUGGGACUUUACAAGAGAGGAGACAAAGUGCAUUGGUGUUGGUGGUGGUGGAGGUGGAGUGGAGGCAGGGAGGAGACGAGCUCCAGCCUGCAAGCCCCAGACGGGCUGGCUCCGGAGGGGCUGCACCCAGGCACAGAGCUGCCUUUGUCAGGGCUUCUUGUCCCAGUCCCGGUGACGCUGCUUGUCUGUCCUGCCUCGAUAGAAUCUCCCAGCUUUCAGCAGCCGCUCGGGCCCCAGCCAGCCAGAUGGGGAGACAGGCAGACAAGAAGUGCCAGAGGAAAGAGAGGGAAAGAGAUAGCCCAGGGUUCUAAGGCCUGUUUCCUGCGGGACAUACCCUUCUCAGGCAUCUACUUCCCCUGCUACGCCCACAUCAAGGCUUACCUCUCUGAGGAGGACGGAAGGAUAGGGCCAGCCAAGAUGCUGUUUGCUGGAGCAUUGGCAGGCAUGCCAGCGGCCUCUCUGGUGACGCCAGCAGACGUGAUUAAGACCAGACUACAGGUGGCGGCACGUGCCGGUCAGACCACCUACAGCGGCAUGGUGGACUGUUUUUGGAAGAUUCUCAGAGAAGAGGGACCCCGGGCUUUCUGGAAAGGAGCUGGAGCUCGUGUGUUCAGAUCCUCGCCUCAGUUUGGAGUGACCUUGGUGACCUAUGAACUCCUGCAACGCUGGUUCUAUAUCGACUUUGGAGGACAAAAGCCGGCUGGCUCGGAGCCCACCCCCAAGUCUCGGAUCAGCCUGCCGGCGCCCAACCCCGACCACAUCGGAGGCUUCAGGUUGGCCAUGGCCACGUUCGCUGGCAUCGAGAGCAAGUUUGGACUCCAUCUCCCAAGCUACACUGUGGCGACAGCAGCAGAAGCGGGGGACCCCCCCUCCACUGUGAGCACCCCCUGAACCUGAGGAGGGGGGGGGUGGUAAGGGAAAGAGAAGGCUCAAAUGUUUUUCAUUUUUUGUAGAAUUUUAAGUUACUCAUUUAAAGUUAUUUAUAAUAUUUUCUUCUUGUAUGGCAGCCUAUAUUCAACCAUAUGGAUUAGUAAGCAUGGGUACUCAAAGAAAGUUCUUUGUAGGACUCAUGCAGUAUUUAUUUACCUUUGAUUGACGCUGUAUAGAGUUUUAUUAUAAUGUGGUUUAUACAGUAUGUACAACACACAGGCAGCUGAAGGCCUGGCAGAAGUUUAAACACACUGCUUGCUUUUUUUUUGGGAAAAUAGUGUCAAACACCCAUUUGCAGCUUUUUCCAGUGUCUGCCCUUUGUUGCUUUAUCCUCAAAUGAUCAUAUAGCUGGUUUGAAAAAAGAUUUAUCAUAAAUAAGCACAUCUGUAUAUACAAGAAAUCCAGAGACAUAUUUUAACAUCUAUAAGGCUAUUUUUGUCCUGAGUUGCUCUUCCAAUAGUGUGCUGAUUUGAUCGAAUGUAUCAAUAAGAAUAGAACCAAAAGGUACUUGAAUGUAAAGACACAGCACAACAUUUUGACUGUAGACGUUUACUGGUGUAAGAUGUUUGGUUCCAGGUCUAAAUGUAUGCAGAUGUGUGAAUAUCUGUAGAGACUGCUGGCACCGACUGCAGUUCUGUAGUAUGUCACGAUUUUGUUUGUACAAACACAGAGAAUGUAGGAGUUACAUAUGGUGUGUGAUAAUUGUGCCUUACUGUGCGUAUGGCAGCAACAUGUGUACUGAGAGUAAAAAGAAACUUAUAUUAGUAAA